Molecule: messenger RNA, 11502 nt
Organism: Corticium candelabrum
Lineage: Eukaryota; Metazoa; Porifera; Homoscleromorpha; Homosclerophorida; Plakinidae
Product: fibrillin-1-like
Exons: 39
Coding region: 91-11307 (3738 amino acids)
Biological process (GO): cell surface receptor signaling pathway; G protein-coupled receptor signaling pathway
Cellular component (GO): membrane
Molecular function (GO): calcium ion binding; G protein-coupled receptor activity
Source: RefSeq, a predicted model, not a curated record
CCUACUAUCCUGCUACUGUUUCUCACUCCUCGCGACGUGUCGUCUGUAGGUGUCGCAUAAGAAGCUGUGACUCACCAUCAGAGCUACAGAAUGGCGAACAGGGUUUUUCUAGUCUUUGCUUUAUUAGUUUGUCUACAUUUCGUUUCAAGUUCGACUCAACUAGAGGAAUGUGCAGAGUGCCCCUCUGGUUGGUCAUGUCUAGCCCAACAUUGCUACAUGUUGGCAACCAACCGCACAACAUGGAUGUCAGCAAACAGCGACUGUGUAGCACGCGGCGGACACCUGACGAGCGUCACGAAUUCGCUCGAAAACGAAUUACUUGCGAAACUCUUUGCAAAAUCAACCGCAUUGGGAUCCGUUUAUAUCGGCCUCAAACGCGGCCUCAUUUCGAGGAGUUUUCACUGGAGCGACGGACUUCCGGUGACAUUCACACGCUGGAAGUUAGGGACAGCAACAAAUGUUGCUGCUGCAUCAAAACAGCACGAUUGCGUUGCCGUGCAUAGUGGCAACGGUAUGUGGCAUCAGGUAGCUUGUUCAGCAGAGUUGGCGUUUGUGUGCAAGAAGCGUGCAGCACCGAGAGACGGACAGGCACGUCUAGUCGACGGUGUUGUGCCAAGUGAAGGCAAAGUCGAGCUGUUUGUGGGAGGAAAGUGGCACUCAGUGUGCCAAACGGGUUGGAAUGGCGACAACGCAAACGUCUUGUGUCGUCAGCUUGCAUACGAGCGAGUUGUUUCUCCUAAUAGCAGCACCACCUUUCAUCUACGUGGCCAGGAUUUUGUCAUUGACAUGGCUUGUGAUGGAGACGAGGAUAGUCUGGGGGCAUGUGCGUAUACAUCCGGAAAGUGCAGUGGUGGAGAUGUCGAAGUAGUGUGCUUUAACGGGAGAGUAACUAGCAGGAAGAGUGAUCGCAAAGUUGCCGCUGAUAGAUGCCCUGCUGGUUGGGUGAAGUAUGCAAGCAGUUGUUUUAAGCAACAUGACGAGUUGCUGUCAUUCGGUGAUGCCGAACGUAAAUGCAAUGAGGUAAAUGGUGGACACUUGGCGAGCGUCGGAAGUUUUCUAGAGCAGGGAUUCAUAUGGUCGACGACAAGAGGAGAUACGAACGUCUGGUUGGGAUUGAGUGACGAGAGUCGUGGUGAUUACAACUGGACUGAUGGAUCGAACGUUUUAUAUGCCAACUGGGCGGACGUUGAGCCGUUAAGAACGGCUAACAAACGAUGCGUCGUUCUUGACGUUUUCACUGGGAAAUGGCGGAAAGAAGAUUGUUCAGCAUCCAAGGCAUUUGUGUGCAAACAGUCUCUGUUGGAUGUUGACAAUCCUAGUACAGAAGACCGUGUUGAUACGAGAUGUGACACACAGUGGACAUACUACAACGGCAACUGCUACUUCAUACAAUACAAAUUUGAUCUCGCAGCACAACUUGCAUCAAGUCUAUGCACAGGGGGAGUACACGACGGCCAUUUGACGUCAGUCAUCAGCAGUCGUGAACACGGGUUUGUCUCCACGUUACUGAGUCCAGUCGACAGCUACUGGAUUGGAUUGCAGGACAGUGGAGCACAAGGGCAGUUCGGUUGGAGCGAUAACUCUUCGGUGACGUUCACGCAAUGGGAUGCUUACGAGCCUCAGGUAAAUCGUUCUGAUGGUAACUGCGUGUUGAUGCUCUACAAAGCCGGACGGUUUGUAUGGCAAGCUGCUCGCUGUGACAUGAUAGUCAAAGCCAUAUGCAAAGCUCCUGCCAUGGGUGAACCCACCUCACCUCCAACGUUACCUUCACUUGGUGACGACAGGGUCGAGAUGUGUCCUCCUCGUUGGAUUCAAUAUGAAAAACAAUGUUAUCUCGAUGCAACUGAGAGACGUACGUGGAUUGAUGCCGAGUCUGAGUGUACGAGAGAUGGUGGUCAUCUCAUCAGCUUUCACUCUGCGACUGAUCAUCAGAUCGUUGUGAAAAAUCGUGAUGUGUGGGUGGGUCUAAAUGAUCUGGAAGUGGAAGGGAGAUACAGAUGGUCGGAUGGGUCGCCUCUCAAUUACGUCAACUUUUAUCAGAGACACACAAAUGGUGUUGAUCCACAACAGACCGAUUGUUUUGUCUCGAGAAACGGAGCAUGGGAGUUGAGAAAGUGCGACGAACGUCAUCAGUUUAUCUGUUGGCAGCCGGUUAUUUUGGAUGUCGAUGAAUGCAACAGUGAGUUAGACGAGUGUGAUGAUAACGCACGAUGUGAGAACACGAUUGGAUCAUACACGUGCCGAUGUAGUCGGAUUGGAUACGCCGGAGACGGUUUCACGUGCUCAGAUGUGAAUGAGUGCAACAACGAUGCUCACAAUUGUCACAAGUUUGCUCAAUGUGUUAACACAAUCGGCUCGUAUGGUUGCGUUUGCCAACCUGGCUGGAGAGGAAAUGGAAACGAUUGCACAGAUAUUGAUGAAUGUCGGGAGGGGAGUCACGGCUGCAGCGAGUUUGCUGAUUGUGUUAACACCGAUGGCUCGUUUACGUGCAAGUGUAAGAAAGGAUACGUGGGUAAUGGCAAGACGUGCAAUGACAUAGACGAAUGUAACGGCAUCGUGUUCCCGUGUAAUCCUAACGCGUGGUGUGCAAACGAUCCAGGAUCAUACACGUGUAGAUGUAGAAAGGGCUGGAGCGGUGACGGCAUCGAGUGUAUGAACGUCAACGAAUGUCGUUUGGGUUCAACGAGAUGCAAUACGAACGCCGUGUGUGUUGACGUUCAUGGAUCUUACGAAUGUCGAUGCAAAGACGGCUAUCAAGGUGACGGAUUCCAAUGUACUGAUAUCAACGAGUGUAACAUAGGGUCACACUCGUGUCACGAUCGUGCGACGUGUGUCAAUCAGGAAGGAUCGUAUACGUGCCGGUGUAACGUAGGAUGGAGUGGGAACGGAUCGGUUUGUGUGGAUGUGGACGAAUGUGCAACAGACGGACAUAAUUGUCAUGCACAAGCAUCGUGCACGAACACUCGGGGCUCGUUUCAGUGUACAUGCAAUCAACCUGGUUGGGAAGGUGAUGGCAGGCGUUGUAAAGAUGUGAACGAAUGUGCAACAGAGAGACAUGAUUGUCAUGCACAGGCAUCGUGCACGAACACUCGGGGCUCGUUUCAGUGUACAUGCAAUCAACCUGGUUGGGAAGGUGACGGCAGGCGUUGUAAAGAUGUGAACGAAUGUGCAACAGAGAGACAUGAUUGUCAUGCACAGGCAUCGUGCACGAACACUCGGGGCUCGUUUCAGUGUACAUGCAAUCAACCUGGUUGGGAAGGUGACGGCAGGCGUUGUAAAGAUGUGAACGAAUGUGCAACAGAGAGACAUGAUUGUCAUGCACAGGCAUCGUGCACGAACACUCGGGGCUCGUUUCAGUGUACAUGCAAUCAACCUGGUUGGGAAGGUGACGGCAGGCGUUGUAAAGAUGUGAACGAAUGUGCAACAGAGAGACAUGAUUGUCAUGCACAGGCAUCAUGCAGUAACACAGACGGCUCAUUCCAGUGCGCGUGUAAUCAGCCCGGGUGGGAGGGUGAUGGUCGAGUUUGUGAGGAUGUCGACGAGUGUGUGACAGGAAACAACGAUUGUAACGAAAAUGCUGUAUGUAGGAACUCUCCGGGACGUUUUGUGUGCGAGUGUAACGAAGGUUACGUUGGAGAUGGUGUGACUUGCACUAAAGAUUCGUGUCCACCGUUCACCAUACUCGCAGAUGGUGUGAUAAUCGGUGGCAGUUUCUUGUUUGGUGACACGGUUACCUUCAAGUGUAAUUCCGGGUUUCGUCUCUCCGGCUCUGGGAAACGUCGUUGCCAGGCAAUGGGAACGUGGAGCGGCCAACAGGCAAGAUGUAUUGAUGUCAACGAAUGUGCCGAGAAGGUGAGCGAUUGCGAUGUCAACAACCACGGCACGUGCACCAACACUGACGGUAGCUACAGCUGCGGUUGUGAACGUGGAUAUCAACUCUUGAACAAACGAUGCUCUCCGAUCUCUUGUGGUCGGCCGUCGCUGUCUCAACACGUGACAAUGGAUUUUGUGGAUUUUGUGUUCGAAAGUGUGGUGACGUUUGGUUGUGAUUCUGGAUAUGGUAGGUCGGGAUCAUCGUCGGCGACAUGUCAAGCGAAUGGACGAUGGAAUAGCAAGUCACCUGUGUGUCUAGAUAUAGACGAAUGUGCUAAAGGGUCACACUCAUGUCAUAGACAUGCAAAAUGCGUGAACAGCGACGGCUCGUUUGACUGCACGUGUAAUGAUGGAUGGAAAGGCAAUGGACGAAACUGCAAAGAUAUCAACGAGUGCACAACUGGUAGUUACACAUGUCAUGACAACGCACACUGUGUGAACACUAAUGGCUCAUAUACAUGCCACUGUCUACCUGGUUUUAGCGGCAACGGACGCUCGUGCGUCAAUAUCAAUGAGUGUGAGGGUGACCAUGGUUGUCAUAAGGAUGCAAAGUGUGACAACACGAUGGGGUCGUAUAGAUGCAAGUGCAGGAGGGGAGCGAGUGGAGAUGGAUGGAAUUGUGAGGAUAUUGAUGAAUGCGCUACUCUCAAUCACGACUGUGAUGUGAAUGCUGAUUGUAAGAACACCCAUCGAUCAUACAAAUGCAGAUGUCGUGACGGCUGGUUCGGUGACGGGAAGACGUGCAACGACACCAACGAAUGCGAUCAGGGAAAUCACUCGUGUGACGCUCACGCUACGUGUCGAAACACCGAGGGAUCAUACAGGUGCGUAUGUCACAAAGGAUGGCAGCUUGUCGGAAACAGUUGCAUUGAUAUCAACGAGUGUCAGCUUGGUACUCACGCUUGCAGCAAGCAAGCACAAUGUGUGAAUGCCCGUGGAUCGUACCGAUGUGUGUGUAAUGUUGGUUGGCAUGGUGAUGGCAAGACGUGCAUUGACGUCGACGAAUGCGGCGAAGUGAAUGAGUGCGAUGUUCACGCGACGUGCGUGAAUUCCGUCGGUUCGUACGACUGUCGUUGUGAUGCUGGAUGGAGAGGCGACGGAUUCACAUGCAAAGACAAGAACGAAUGUUCCAGUGGAAGUCACGAGUGUCAUCAACAUGCCGACUGUAACAACAACGAAGGUUCGUAUCGCUGCAUGUGCAAGUCGCCCGGCUGGAGUGGCGACGGUUUCAACUGCAGUGACAUCGACGAGUGUCAUAGUGACAAACACGAGUGUCACACUCAAGCUGAAUGUCGGAAUACUCACGGCUCGUAUCAGUGUGGCUGUAAAGAAGGCGGCUGGAGGGGAGACGGAUAUGAAUGUAUUGAUAUCAAUGAGUGUCAAGAGGGGACUGACGAGUGCGAUGAGAAUGCCGAUUGUGUGAACGCACCGGGAUCGUAUGAGUGCGUGUGUCGACGACCGGGUUGGAGAGGAGAUGGACGUCGGUGUGUUGACGUUGAUGAGUGCGUGGCCGGUAGUGAUAACUGCCACGUGAAAGCGAAAUGUAGGAACACAGAUGGAUCGUUCAAGUGCACGUGCAGAAGUGGAUACUCCGGGAAUGGAACGUCGUGUAGUGAUGUGGACGAGUGUCAGUCCGGGCAACACAACUGUGACCCGAAUGCCGACUGCGUUAAUUCCGAUGGCUCGUUUUCGUGUCGUUGCAGACACGGAUGGAGCAGGUCCGGUUCCACAUGUGCAGAUAUCAACGAGUGUCUUUCUGGUCAACAUGAAUGUGACGUUCACGCUCAGUGUGUUAAUAUCGCCGGCUCGUACACGUGCAAGUGUAAUGAACCUGGUUGGCAUGGCAAUGGAAAAACAUGCAUCGAUGUGAAUGAAUGCCGCAGGAGUCUCGAUCGAUGUCACAGUGAGGCUCGAUGUAUCAACUCCGAGGGAUCAUAUCGAUGCAAGUGUAAGUCACCUGGAUGGGUCGGCAACGGUUUCAACUGUUUUGAUUUCAACGAGUGUAAAGAACAGACAGACGAAUGCCACGUACAUGCGGUCUGUAUGAACACCAAUGGCUCUUAUACGUGUGAUUGUGAACGCGGAUACAGUGGGAAUGGUAAAGAGUGUGUUGAUAUCAAUGAGUGCACUGUUGGACAUGAGUGUCAUGGUCGUGCGCGGUGUGUGAAUACGGAUGGCGAUUACGAAUGCGUUUGUUUGCCCGGAUGGUCGGGAAAUGGUUUCGAAUGUGGAGAUGACGAUGAGUGUGGGAGUGAGAGUGAUCGGUGUCAUUUGCAUGCUCGAUGUAUUAACUCGCUCGGGAACUACUCGUGUGUGUGUGAGGCUGGUUGGACUGGAGAUGGAUUCAACUGUAUUGAUAUCAACGAGUGUGCCGAAGGCCAUGGCUGUGACCGACACGCCUCCUGUACAAACACACCAGGCAGUUAUCGUUGUAGCUGUAAACACGGCUACAGUGGAAACGGGAAGAAAUGCCGAGAUGUUGACGAGUGUCAGACCGGUGAUCACAAAUGUCACAAACAUGCAAAGUGCAAGAACAAGAGCGGCAGCCACACGUGUCGUUGUAAUGCCGGUUACACUGGAGACGGCAUGACAUGUGAACGUCUCGCCUGUGGGACAGUCAAAAAUCCUGUGAAUGGGAGAAGAGAAGGCAGCAGCUACAAGUUUGGUGAUACACUCAAGUUUGUAUGCAAUCGUGGCUUUAAACUCGUUGGUUCGUCGGCUCUCGAGUGUCAGGCUGAUGGCACGUGGAAUGAUAGUGUGGCAGUCUGUGGGGACAUCAAUGAGUGUGAGACAGGUGAUCACAACUGUCAUCAAGAUGCAACGUGUGAGAACACCGUCGGCAUGCAUACGUGUCGUUGUAAUGCCGGUUACACUGGAGACGGUGCAACAUGUGAACGUCGCGCUUGUCCAGCAGUCAAGAAUCUUUCAAACGGGAGGAGACAAGGCAGCAGCUACAAGUUUGAUGAUACGGUCAAGUUUGUAUGUAAUCGUGGCUUCAGACUUAUCGGCUCGCCGUCUCUCGAGUGUCAGGCUGAUGGCACGUGGAAUGAUAGUGUGCCAGUAUGUGAGGAUAUUGAGGAAUGCGGUGAGAAGCGUCACAAUUGUAGCCGACAUGCCACGUGUAUGAACACAAACGGAGCAUUUUCAUGCCAAUGCAUCACAGGUUACCAUGGCAAUGGCCACAGUUGCGAGAUCAUGCGAUGUCGACAUCUGCAAACGAUCAAAGCCGGUCACAUGCACAGCAGUAGUCGUACAUACGGUGCAGUCGUGAGAUUUUCAUGCCAAAACGGAUACAAACUGCAAGGCAAUCAGAAUGUCUCGUGUCUUGCUAACGGGCGAUGGGAUCACAGCGAGCCAACUUGCAUCGGUUUGCAAUGCAAAUUGGUUGAAGUGCGGCAUGCUCCAGAAUCCAGUCUGAGUUCAUCUGCUAUAAACGGCAUGAGGAUGAAGAAGUCUAGACCAGAGAACAAACAGCAAGUGAAUGAAGAAGAGGAAGAAGGCCUGAAGAGCGUGGGAAGAAGGGUAAUUGUGCGACAAACUUCAGGAUCUUGCCCAACUGCACCACUUGCCACAAAGACAGAAAGAAGUCUCCACAUCAAAAGAACAGAAGAAAGGUUGAACAUGAACAAUGCAGAAGAUGAAAAAUUGAAGAGCACCGAAGAAGGGGUGAAAGUGCGGCAACAUCGAAUAUUCCAUACGACUGCAAUGACCAGAGGUAAAAAGAAAAGAAUCCAAGAAAGAGAAAUCGAAAAAAGCAAACCAGAUGAGCAAAGAAUCCUGAAGAGCGCUGGCCCAUUGUUUUACCAUUCUUGCACGAAUGUUGUAGAUGUUGACGAAUGCGAUGAGAAUCUCUCACAUUGUGAUACGACGAAUGGAAUGUGUCGUAACUCUGCGGGCAGCUACUCGUGUGUUUGCAAUCUCGGGUUUGAUUUAGACAAAGAAACGUCGAUAUGCAAACGCAAACGAUGCCCAACGUUGACUCGUCUUCGUCAUGGCUCUCUCCACGGGCAACAGUCUAUGUUUGGCGAUAACGUUUCUUUCACAUGUGAUGUCGGCUUUGAGUUACACGGCUCUCCCUCACUCACUUGCAAAGCAAACGCGAAUUGGAGUGGAAAGAAGCCGGCAUGCAAACGUAUUAGUUGUGGAGCUCCGGGUCGUGGUUCUCUGCCUGUGCAUCUCAUAGCAACAGGAAGGAAAUACAAGUUUGACUCGGAAAUCUUGUUUUCAUGUCAAGAUGGGUAUGAGCUGGAAGGUGCUGGGAAGAUUCGUUGUACAGCAACGGGUGUUUGGAGUCAUCCAUUGCCGAACUGUCAAGGUUUUUCUUAUUGUCGGUUUCUAUUGCAUUUUUUGUUUCAAUUUUAUGUUGCAGACGUCGACGAAUGCGAGACAAACGUUCACGACUGUUCGGCGAAUGCAAUCUGCGUAAACCUCGAUGGUUCGCAUUCGUGUAGCUGCAAACGUGGAUUUACUGGCAACGGAUCAGUAUGUCACGACGUUGAUGAAUGUGAGAUGGAGACACACGCGUGUGACACGAACGCUAACUGCACGAACACGAUGGGAAGCUACGAAUGUCAUUGCCGACGCGGUUGGUCCGGUUCUGGCCUCGAAUGCAGUGACAUCGACGAGUGUAGUACUUCGCAUAUGUGUCACACAAACGCGGACUGCACCAACUCGGAUGGUUCAUACACAUGCCGUUGCUCAGAUGGAUACGAAGGAAACGGAUUCCAAUGUUCGGACAUCGAUGAAUGUCGGUCGUCUCACGAGUGUUUGUCACCUGCCGUGUGUCAUAAUACGGACGGUAAUUAUACGUGUACAUGCCCCCGUGGACUCAUUCGUUAUGCACGAGAAUGUUUGGCUAGUUGCUAUGGCAACAUUACUAGCGACACUCGAGGAAAUAUCACAUGGCCUAUCACGACAGCCCGGGAUACUGCACGAGUAGAUUGUCCGUUUGGAUCGGUUGGACAAGGGGGUGACCGGGCUACACGAUUAUGUCAAGAGACCGCGACGGGAGAGGCAGCGUGGAGUGAUCCCGACAUGAGUGCUUGUCGGUUUAGAUCAUUACGGACGAAUUUGCUUCGAGAUAUUGCUGCUGGAGGAAUCACAGAUGAUAACGUGUUCAGUGUGUCUGGACAACUCAGUGAGACACUGCAGGCGAACUCUGAUCAGUUGACCUCAGACGACAUCCAAUUUACGACUCAAGUUUUGGACAAAAUCGUUAGUAUUGGUGCCACAGCUGACGUUGAACGGACUGGUGAGCAGCUUCUGAGUAUUACAUCCAGCAUUAUGAAUGCGUCGGCGUUGGCUAUUGCUGACAGUCAGAAAUCAGGAAAUGCGUCAUCCAAAGUUCUUGGUGCUAUGGACAUGUUUGUCAAAGUUGGUUUGAAUGAGGAGAGGAGAGAACUGACACAGAAAUCGAGGAGUGUUGGACUGAAGGCUCAUGUGAUCAACGACAACACAUACAAAGGCCUAUCUUUCUCUCUCUUAACACCAAACGAUAUCAACAAAGACUCCAAUCUACUAGACCAACGAAUGAUCAGCAACACAGACGACACACCAACCGUUAACGACGUCACCGCUCUGCAGCUUUCGCUUCCACCAACUCUCUUAAAAGAGACGCCACAUUCGUCUUCCGAUCGAGCAGAGAAAAUCUCAUUCAUCGUGUACGACAACGCCAAGUUGUUCCCUCUACAAGACGACGAGAACGAAAACGUUAGCAUCAACAGUCGCGUCGUCAGCGCGUCUGUACUCGGACUACAAGUCACUGACUUGGAUCAUCCGGUUACCAUACGUCUCGCACAUACGCAGACACCUCCUGCUAACACGUCGAUUUGUGUUUACUGGGAUCCUCACACGAAUGGAGGGUUUGGUGGUUGGUCGAGCGAAGGUUGCUGGUUGGAUAGCGACGAGAGUACGGAUACACACACCGUGUGUGAAUGCAAUCAUCUCACAAACUUUGCGAUUAUGAUGGAUCUGUCGUAUCAACUUGGGCACGAACGUCUGGCAAAGGGCGUCGAGACGGCUUUAUCUGUGAUUAGCUACGUGGGAUGUGCCCUCUCAAUAAUCGGUCUCACUCUCACUCUCGCUGCUCUUCUCUACUUCAAGAAGCUGCGUUCGUCGCUUCUCCACCAGAUUCACAUUCAGCUCUGCUCGUCUCUCUUGUUGAUGCUCGUCGUGUUCCUCGUCGGUACGGAACGUCACGGGUGGAAGACGCAUGGCGUGUGUGCCAUGUUUGGCGCUCUCCUUCAUUACUGUAUUCUCGCGGCGUUUGCGUGGAUGGGCAUCGAGGCGUUCUACAUGUACAAGUCACUUGUUCAAGUAUUCGGUGCAAGUUCGACGAGGACGUUCUUGUUACGCUCAUGUGCGUUAGCGUGGGGUGUCCCAUUGAUUCCAAUUAUUAUUGUGGCGGCAGUUGAUAGUCACAAUUACACGUCUAAUAGUUUCUGCUGGCUUAGCAACGUUCCUGCAUUCUUUGCAUCAUUCUUCGUUCCCAUCAUGGGCAUUUUGGUAUGGAAUGUCAUUGUGUUCGUGUGGGUGUUGCGUAUCAUCGUCAUGCAGUCGCGAGCAAAGUCGAUCCGUUACGACAAAGGGAAGCAGAAAUCGAAGAGAAAAGAAUUCCAAGCUUGUUUAGCUGUCAUGGUCCUGCUCGGUCUCACGUGGCUCUUUGGAGCUUUCAUGAUACGAGACGGUCGACUCGUUUUCAGUUUCUUGUUUGCAAUUUGCAACUCCCUGCAGGGAUUCUUCGUCUUCUUGUUCCAUUGCGCUCUGAACAAGGAAGUACAGAAAGCAUUCACAUUCCAAUUCUGGCCGCGAAUGUACAGGAAACACUUCGUAUCAACAGCAUACUCAUCGAGUUUCAAUUCCCGAUCGACAGUACGAAGAACACCAGUUCGUCAGGGAACAGUUAUGAUUGACUUGGACGAGAACAAGAAGAAGUACGCACUCAACAAGCAAGACACAAUCUCCGAGGAUUUGGACGAUGUCAAUUCGAAGGACUGUGAAGCAAACAGCAUCACUGAGGACGGUUUAGGGCAGACAGAGAAGACCGAAGAAGCACCCGUUGAGCAAGACACUCAGCAGCAAAUGCCCGAUGUCCUCAGCAUUCCCGACAUCGUCGUUGACACAACAGAAACAAACAAAACCAUCAACACGGAACCGGCAACCAACGAACAUCACAACAACAACAACAACAACAUCGACAUUGAUGACUCUCCCAAUAUGGCCAUAGAAUCACCCAACGAAAACAAUUUUAUAAACGAGAGAAAUGACGUUGAGAUGAGUGAUGGAGACGAGGCAUACAGCGAGAGUCCGCUGAGCGAGUUUGGUCAAACUUUACACGACGAACUCCAAGAACCGGCGAGAUGUCGAAGUGUCACUCCCAGUAAUCUAACAGUCGGCAGUCCGGCCGUACCCGACUAUCUCACCGAGGAUUCAUAGAUACGAGGAUACAUACGCGAGUGAAUGUAAGAAAUCGAUUGUAAGUAUUGUAGCUCGAGUUUUGUAGAGCCGCGUCUAUACAGACAAACUGGAUUUAUAAUGAUUGAUUGGCUAUAACGUAGCGUAGGAUGUAUGACGCACUGUUGCUACCUUCUAAUGAUAGUUUACAAGAAUAUCGGAUUUUAUGACAUUAGA